AUGCCAUUCCCAAGUCCCGGCGCAGAUCUAACGAUAACACGGCUAUCUGUUGGCGCUCAAGCUCUCAUCGCAAAGCAACCUAAUCGGACCUAUGCAUUUUCGAGAUUCCCUAACGAAGGCCCACGAUUCGUACGUAGGCCGGGUGGUGCUCAGAGCCAUAGGAGUUCUAGAGCUGCUUGUGCUGCAGAAGUGGAGGGACCAGUACAGCCACCCGGCGCUAGUGCAGGCACUGGCAAGGACGGCGCGGUUGUCUCGCAAGAACUGUUCACACCGGUGAACAUUCCACAUGAUCCUGAAGGCGUGCUCUCUAAGGAAAACGACCCCAAUCUGGUAGAUGUCCUCGGACAGAGGGCUUUGGUUGUCACGAGGGAGGUCGAAAUGUUGAAGUGGGUGGCGAACGAGACCAUUUUACACAUCUUUCUCGGCUUUGAGCAGGCAAAUCGAUACGCUCUUCUCUCCCCCACCGGCCAGCCAAUCGGAUACCUCGCCGAAGAAGAGCCCGGCAUCCUCGGCGGCAGUCUCCGGCGGCAGCUCCUGCGAACACAUCGCCCCUUCACCGCGACGCUCCUGUCCACAUCGGGCCAGCCGCUGUUGCUCUUCAAACGCAACUUUACGCUGGUCAACAGCACUGUCCAGGUCUUCCGCUUGGACCCGUCCUGGGACGGCUCCGGGUACGGAUCGCGCGCCGGCCAGGAAGGCGAGGGCAUGAAGCUCAUCGGAGAGUCGCAGCAGGUGUGGCACCCUUGGCGCAGAAAGUACGACCUUUUCGUCAAUCGGCCCGCCGAAGAAACUGCACAGUCAGCGUUUGAGCAGUUCGCCAGAGUGGACUCGGGCCUGCUCGCUUGGGACUUUGUCAUGCAAGAUCAGGAUGAGAGGCUUAUAGGAACGAUCAACCGCAACUUUAGAGGAUUUGGCCGCGAACUUUUCACCGACACGGGCCAGUAUGUGCUGCGCUUCGACUCGGUGGCGCAGGAUGAGCUACCUAUCGCACGAAUCUCCCAAGCCGUCGAUUCAGGACAUCCUCGCAGUGAUGAUGGAAUAGGGCAGGAGAUCGUACCUUCGAACGAAUCGACUCGCGUCUUGACGCUUGAUGAACGUGCCGUAUCGCUCGCCACGGCGGUGUCGAUCGAUUUCGACUAUUUCUCGCGACACUCGCGCGGCGGAUCCGGUGGCAUGUUUCCCUUUUUCUGGUGGGGCAGCUCGACUCCUAGUGAAGUGGAAGGCGGACAACCUGCUCCCGCCCCUGGUGCUGGUAAUAGUGGCCAGGAUUCACGCGGCAUCGUAGAGACACCCGGUGCCCCAGGUCAAGAUGCAGGUGGUCUCGUUGGCGGUGGUGACAUUGGCGUUGGAUAUGGUAUGAUGGGUGGCGGCAGGACAGGCGGCGAAGGGCCAAGCGGAGCUGCUGGCUCUGGUGUGCCUGCCGCUGAUUCGGGUGUUUAUCCUCUACCUCAAGAACCUGGAUCAUACGGGCAAGAACAACCGUAUCAUGGAGGUGGCUGGGACGCGCAACAUCCGCCACAAGGCGGCAUGGACGGCUGGACGCCAGGCCCUCAUGAGGGCAUUGGUGGGGAAGAGGUGUGGGGCGGCGAGGAGCCGUGGUCGGAGUCUCCAGGCUUUGGGGGUAGCGGCGAAAGCGAUGGAGGCGGUGGGGGUCUGUUUCAAGUCCUCUGGAACGUGUUUGGAGGAGACAAUUGA
Messenger RNA from Tilletiaria anomala UBC 951, 1695 nucleotides. RefSeq names its product Scramblase-domain-containing protein. The transcript has 3 exons. Lineage: Eukaryota; Fungi; Basidiomycota; Exobasidiomycetes; Georgefischeriales; Tilletiariaceae. Gene Ontology annotation, cellular component: plasma membrane. The record is from RefSeq and is a predicted model, not a curated record. Gene Ontology annotation, biological process: plasma membrane phospholipid scrambling. Gene Ontology annotation, molecular function: phospholipid scramblase activity. Bases 1 to 1695 code for a protein of 564 amino acids.